AUGAGUGAUCGCUCGGCGGCCGCGAGUGGCCGGCUAAGCGAGAGUUGUGUGGGCACAUCCGAAAUUCGCAGAGCGAACUUGGACAAUUCGACUUCUUUCGACAACACCCUCCCCGACUCAUCCCCGUCGACCACCUACGCCAUGGCCGAUAUCGAUGUCACCCUCGCUUCCUGGAAGCUGGUCGAGGUUGGCCGCCUUGUCCUGAUCCGCCGCGGCCCCUUCGCUGGCAAGCUCGCUGCCAUCGUUGAGAUUAUCGACCACCGCCGUGUCCUGGUUGACGGUCCCUCCGGUGAGGAGCAGAAGAUCGUCCCCCGUCACGUUCUUCCCCUCGCCCACGCCACUCUCACCCCCUUCACCAUCCCCCAGCUGCCCCGCGCCGCCGGUACUGGCCCCGUCAAGAAGCUCUGGGCCAAGAACGAGAUCGAUGGCAAGUGGGCCAAGAGCUCCUUCGCCCAGAAGACCGACCGUGCUGAGCGCCGCAAGAACCUCACCGACUUCGAGCGCUUCAAGGUCCUGCGUCUUCGCAAGCAGGCCCGCUACGAGGUUCAGAAGUCCUACGCUAAGGUCCGGGCUGCCGCUGCUCAAUAG
Messenger RNA from Penicillium argentinense, 588 nucleotides. RefSeq names its product 60S ribosomal eL14 domain-containing protein. The transcript is spliced from 5 exons. Gene Ontology annotation, biological process: translation; ribosomal large subunit biogenesis. NCBI's taxonomy places the organism in Eukaryota, Fungi, Ascomycota, Eurotiomycetes, Eurotiales, Aspergillaceae. Gene Ontology annotation, cellular component: cytosolic large ribosomal subunit; ribosome. Gene Ontology annotation, molecular function: RNA binding; structural constituent of ribosome. The record is from RefSeq and is a predicted model, not a curated record. Bases 1 to 588 code for a protein of 195 amino acids.